Molecule: messenger RNA, 2082 nt
Organism: Pseudocercospora fijiensis CIRAD86
Lineage: Eukaryota; Fungi; Ascomycota; Dothideomycetes; Mycosphaerellales; Mycosphaerellaceae
Exons: 9
Coding region: 1-2082 (693 amino acids)
Biological process (GO): regulation of cyclin-dependent protein serine/threonine kinase activity
Cellular component (GO): cyclin-dependent protein kinase holoenzyme complex; nucleus
Molecular function (GO): protein kinase binding; cyclin-dependent protein serine/threonine kinase regulator activity
Source: RefSeq, a predicted model, not a curated record
AUGAAGAAAGAAUGGUACAUGGAUCUGCUGAGCGGCUCGCCGAUUCUUUCACAUGCUUCAACUUCAACAUCGGCACUAUUCACAGCCUCGCCUCCCCUCGCCUUGCCUCGCCUCGCCCAAGCACCACUCGCGCUCACAUUCCUGCGCGCAACAACUCAGCGACACCAACCUCACGCCUCACGCACACCCGCGCACCUGCAUUUGUCGACGCGCACACGGACCGUCGCCGACACUUGCGGCCACGACACUAAUCUGAUCGCAGCAACAGCACUACCGCACCUCACACCGACCGCCUGCCGCGCACCGUCAACUCGUUCUUUGGACACCACGCGCACGCCCACUCCCACGCCCACCCUUCACCCUCACAUCCGCAGCAUAGCGUCUACCGAGAACCAUCCGCGCCACGCGCGCAUACCAACUCUAGUCCUCACCAGCAACCCAAGCGAAGCCGCACGCCUUCGCGCUCAGAGGCCUCACAUAUGUCCGAUUCGGCGCAGAGAGCACCAAGCUCCGCUGCCGCCGCAACUCCCACCCGAAGGGAUGUACAAUCUCAGCAUUACAGCGCCCCAACCGCCUAGCCCACCAUUAGGCGCGCAACCUGCACCUCCACCGCCAGAUGGGUCUGAAGGGCCAGUCUCGGAGGCCACUGCCUCGACCGAUGUCCGAUCAACCAUGCCACCGCGAAAGAUUAAAGUCCGUGACCUAGAGCACAUCCAGAGCUUCGCCACAGACAACAUGGGCAGCUUCUCCGAGAUUCGAAGCAGGAGCCGAUCACGAUCACGAGGAACAGAAGACGAUGGCCCGCAGUAUGAGAUUAGCGACAUGAAGGUCGAGCACAUUAUUGAAAUGGUUGCCGGCCUCCUUACGAAGAUUACGACUACAAACGACCGGCAGCAUGAGCAUUUACACCGCCAGCCGCCCAACAUUGAUGCUGCAUCACACCUGAAUCCACAAACAAGCAGCGUUCUUGCAUUUCACGGCAAGAAUGUGCCCAGCAUCACUAUCCUCAGCUACCUGAGCAGAAUCAACAAGUACUGCCCAACAAGCUAUGAGGUGUUUCUGAGCCUCUUGGUCUACUUUGACAGAAUGACGGAAAGAGUGAAUGCAGGACCGAUGCAAACCUUGCGAGAGCUGAAUCAGAACGCAGUGCAUGAAAAUGCAGGAAACUCCUCUACCGAGUCACUCGGGUCGGAUGGCAUGGAAGGCGUAACAGCCACCACGCCUUCAGGUACGCAACAAGCGACUCCUCCACACUCUGGAGGUAAUGAGAAAGCAUCGGGCGAACGAGGAAUUCCAGGGACACCACACAGCAGGCCCAAUCAGCCGGAGUCGCCCUCGAUAUCACCCACGAUCGACCCCUACAAUCUCAGCCACUUUUUCGUGGUUGACAGUUUUAAUAUCCACCGACUGGUCAUUGCCGGUGUUACUUGCGCCAGCAAAUUCUUUUCGGACAUUUUCUACACGAACUCGAGAUAUGCGAAGGUGAGUGCGAAAUUACCUUCCCCCUGUCUUCACGAAGUGCUGUCGCAUUGCAUCCCACGUCUCAAUGCCUCACAUCCCACCAUGAAUCGUAUCUCAUUACAUCACACUCCUCCACAGUCUUCAGAAUCUGACACAGGACGCACUAUCCGGCACAAACCCGUUGGCGGACUACCACUUCCGGAACUGAAUCAUCUCGAACUUCAAUUCUUGCUUUUGAACGAUUUCCGAUUAUCGAUCCCGGUCGAGGAGAUCGAGGCUUACGGAACCAUGUUGGUGGAAUUCUAUGCACGAGAAGUUGUGGCGCAGCAGAAGGCUGCUGACGCUGCGAGGGAGCAACAGAUGAUGCAGGCGAGGAGUCUGAGCGAGAGCUCGAAUGAGAGCACGGCGACUGUGAGAGCUGUAGGAGAAAUGUCGGUCUCAAUGUCGAUGCCGAAUCCUGGACUCAAUCGACGGAGAGACUUGACCGACGAAUGGGAUGACGGACGAAUACAACCACCCUUUGAACUUCGAUUCUGCGACCUUUUUAGAACGACGGACGGACGGACGAAGACAUUUGCGAUAGAGAUACACCGCACCCCAAUAAUCAACAAACCACACUGA